Messenger RNA from Cooperia oncophora, 300 nucleotides. The record is from the annotation of a GenBank genome assembly. NCBI's taxonomy places the organism in Eukaryota, Metazoa, Nematoda, Chromadorea, Rhabditida, Trichostrongylidae.
AUGCCUUUUGGUCAAAUGCCCGUGCUCGAAGUUGAUGGAAAGAAACUCUGCCAGUCGCAUGCCAUUCUCCGAUAUCUUGCCAGGGAAUUUGGUUAUGCCGGCAAAACCGCUUGGGAUCAGGCACAAGUGGACGCUAUUGCCGACCAGUACAAGGACUUUUUCCAAGAGAUUCGUCCAUACUUCAGAGUACUGCUUGGAUUUGAAAAGGGUGAUGCGGAAGCCAUAGGAAAAGAUACGCUUGUGCCGGCUUUCCACAAAUUCUACGGAUUUAUGGCGAAAAUACUAAAUAAUAACAAAACU